Molecule: messenger RNA, 510 nt
Organism: Glycine soja
Lineage: Eukaryota; Viridiplantae; Streptophyta; Magnoliopsida; Fabales; Fabaceae
Exons: 2
Coding region: 1-510 (169 amino acids)
Source: RefSeq, a predicted model, not a curated record
AUGGGACAACAACAUUUGGAUGCCUUCCUAACACUGGUAAACCUCUACACCAAUGAUGACGCAAUUCUAUGUCAUGUCUUCCCUACGUCCCUCAAGGGGAUAGCAUUGACCUGGUACUGUGCACUCCCACCUAUGUCCAUAGACAGCUUUGACACCCUUGUCGAACGAUUCAAUGUGCAAAACGCCACCAACAGGUCCCAUCGCAUGACCUCAACCACCUUGGUUAGUCUGCGACAAGCAAACGACGAGUCCCUUAAAAAAAUCAUGGGCAGAUUUGGGCGCACAACCGUCCAGAUCCGAAAUCUUACCCCGAGAUAUCACCGCGGUAUUGGUCACAACACCAAAGACUGUUGGGCCCUGAAGGACAAGAUAGAAGAACUUAUACAAGCUAGGUACUUAGCCAAGUUAGUUAAGAGACCAGGCAACCAUCAAGUAGGAGCAAGACCUAGAGGGCAUCAAGAAGAGCAGCACAGGAACCAAGACGUAGACAAAAGAAAAGCGAAAGACUGA